Messenger RNA from Manis javanica (Malayan pangolin), 5131 nucleotides. RefSeq names its product tectonic family member 3 (gene TCTN3). Gene Ontology annotation, biological process: smoothened signaling pathway; cilium assembly. The record is from RefSeq and is a predicted model, not a curated record. NCBI's taxonomy places the organism in Eukaryota, Metazoa, Chordata, Mammalia, Pholidota, Manidae.
AUUGGCUGAAGAGCUCUCCACCAUCGCCAUGAGCCAAUGAAUUGAGGUAUACGGAUGACGUCAGACACUAUGAGACUGCUCCCACCCGCCCACUUGGUCCGCGUCUGGCUAUCCCCGAAACGCACGUUUAAGCUCUUGGGGAGCUCUCGGCGGCUCCAUGUGCACCUCGCAGCUCGUGCUUCUGCAGCUGUUCCUCCUUAUGGUUCCCGAGGGCGUCGGGCCUCAGUCGUUUUCCUCCCAGUCAGAGGCAGUGCCCACCCCUUCGGACUUGGGGCUAGGGUCUCAGGGGGCGACCCCUCAGUCCUCCUCGGAGGGUUCUGAAUCUCCGGGGGCUGUGCCUGGAACCUUUGCUACUGUCGUGACCCCUUCCGCCCCGGGGAAUAGGACCGUGGACCUCUUCCCAGUCUUACCGAUCUGUAUCUGUGACUUGACUCCUGGUACCUGCGAUAUAAAUUGCUGCUGCGACAAGGACUGCUAUCUUCCCCAUCCGAGGACAGUUUUCUCCUUCUGUCUUCCAGGCAGCGUGAGGGCUUCAAGUUGGGUGUGUGUGGACAACUCUCUUAUCUUCAGAAGUAAUUCCCCAUUUCCUUCAAGAGUCUUCAUGGGUACAAAUGGAGUUAGGCAGUUUUGUGUCCAUGUGAACAACCCAAAAUUAAACUAUUUCCAGAAACUCCAAAAGGUCAAUGCAACCAACUUCCAGGUCCUGGCUACAGAAUUUGGAGGUGAAUCAUUCACUUCAACAUUCCAAACCCAGUCACCGCAGCCUUUUUACAGGGCUGGGGAUCCCAUUUUGACUUACUUCCCCAAGUGGUCUGUGAUAAGCUUUCUGAUGCAGCCUGCAGGAGUUGGAGCUGGGGGGCUCUGUGCCGAAAGCAAUCCUGCAGGUUUCCUAGAGAGUAAAAGUACAACCUGUGCUCGUUUCUUCAAGAACUUAGCAAAUAGCUGCACCUUGGACCCAGCCCUCAAUGCUGCCUCUUACUAUAACUUCACAGUCUUGAAGGUUCCAAGAAGUAUGACUGAUCUGCAGAAUAUAAAGCUCCAGGUUCCUGUAACACUUGUCUCACAGGCUGGUUCUCCUCUGUUGGCUGAAAACACUUGUCAGAAUGUUGUUUCCCAGGUCAUCUAUGAGGUAGAGACCAAUGGAACUUUUGGAGUCCAGAAAGUUUCUGUCAGUUUUGGACAAACCAAUCUGACUGUUGAGCCAGGCACUUCCUUACAGCAACAGUUCAUCAUUCGCUUCAAGGCUUUUCAACAGAGCACAGCUGCCUCUCUCACCAGUCCUAGAAGUGGCAAUCCUGGCUAUCUUGUUGGGAAGCCACUCUUGGCUCUAACAGGUGAUACAAGUCACUCAAUGACCCUCUUGCAGAGCCAGGGUGAUGGAACUUGUUCUGCUAAGAGACACGAAAUACAAUUUGGAGUGAAUACAAUAUCUGGAUGCACACUCAGGCUGAAAGAGAUGAACUGCAGCCACUUACAGCAGGAGAUUUAUCAGAUUCUUCAUGGAAGGCCCAGACCAGAGUAUGUUGCCGUGUUUGGUAAUGCUACUCCAGCCCAGAAGGGAGCGUGGACCAAGCUCCUCAGCAGGAACUGCAGUGUUUCAGCUGCACACUGUGUGUCCUGCUGUGUCCUACCAGUUUCCCUGGAGAUCCAGGUAUUGUGGGCAUAUAUAGGCCUCCAGUCCAACCCACAAGCUCAUGUGGCAGGAGCCCGAUUCCUGUACCAAUGCCAGUCCAUACCGGACUGUGCAGACCGCCAGAUACCCAUUAAGGUUCCCUCCUUGAGCAGCAAAGAAUGUAAAGAAGCUUCCUCAAGCCUUUCAGGGGUGUUUUGCCUGAAUAAAAGUUUGCAAGAUCUUCAUCCAUCUGCUCACAGGCACACUUGGGCCCAGCAACAAAAGGAACAUAUUCCAGCUGCCCCCAGGAGAACUCAGGGACUGCUGCCCACUGGACAUGAGGGGCUGACAGAAAACUGCUGGCUUUACAUUUUGUCUGGCUCCUCCCUACUCCCUCUGUCCAGGUGUGAGGGUGCAGAACAAUUCUUUCUACUCAACUUCCAAAUGAAUGUGGAACCCAGCCCCCUUUUCUACCAGCAGGUGGCUCUACCAUUCAUUUCUGCUCUUUCCUCACUCCUUUGUGGUAAAGAAAAAUUAAAUAGAGCUUUAUGGUACUAAUUCCAGCAGCACACAGAAGUUAACAUGUGGUCUGCCUCAUGAUUAUUUCUGUGUGUGUGCGAGGUUUUUUUUAAAAAGUGAAAACUUUUCAUGCACAGUAUAAUAGCAUUCAAAUCAAGGGCCUUGAGUUCUUUUCCUGGGAAAUCACACUCCCUGAAGACCUCUGUUCUGUGGCACUGACUUGAGUCACCAGCAUGAGAUCUGUUUCUUAGCCAAAGGCAGUGCUUGUACGCAUCUUGACCCCUACCAGCAUGGCCAACUCAGUGCUUCUGUCUUGCAGAGAAGACUACUUAAAAAGGUAAUUUCCUAUUAUCAUUCUUGGGUGGAGGGUUAUGAAUUAUGAUAGAAAACUUGGCAAACAGGUAGCAUAAAAAGGUUUAGGCCUAGGGCAGAAUUAUGCUCUCCUUGUAACUAAGAAAUUUUGAUGGAAGAUGCAUCAUAUCUAAUUGUCUUAAACUUUUAAGUCCCCUUUAUUAAAAACAGGAUAUAAUAGGAUAUUUAGUUCUAGUAAAAAUAGUAUUGAUCACAUACUCUGUGAAACACAGAAUUGUAAGGUAUGGCCCUUCAGCAAGCUGACGUAGUGGGGGAAGACUGACAUAUAAUACAGGGGACGCAUUGGUUCAGAGAAACAAUCAGUGUAGCCUAGAUUAGUGAGGGGCAACCUUUGAGGAGGUGUUGGGAUUGGAGCUGAAUGUGGCAGGAUGGGUAGGAUUGGGAGAGGGAAUGGGAAGGAUGAGGUAGUCCCAGGAGCCAAAGACAUCUGAGUGAAGUCUCGGGGGCUUGUGUGGACAAAGGGUUGGGAGAUUGAAGUGACUGUAGUAAAAAAUACUGAAUGGGCAGGACAGGUGCUAAAAUGGGAUAAAUAAGAUGGGAGUUCAUCAUAUGGGGACUUGAAAGCCAGGCAAAUAGAAUUGGGAGAUAGUCUGUUUUUUUCCAUAACACAUUAAUGAUCUGAAUCUAAAAUUGUCUUUUAAUAAAGCAUGUGCUUAGUUACAAUAAACCCUGCUUUAUGAGCAGAAAAUAAUGAUUGUAAAUGCCAUUUCUGAUAGGCUUAUCAUUUUGCCCCAUUCCAAAGUACCUCAACAAAACCUGAAAGAAAGUGGUAAAGUUCUUGUAGCAGUUACUACUAAACUAGGAGGAAGUGCUUAUGUACCAGGGAGACUGCCCAAGAGGAGUUGGAAGCUCGGAAACUGAUGCACAGUUCCCACUGGUCUGUUACAUAGACAUUACAGUUCAGCAACCCUGCCUCCAAGGAGACAUUAAAACAGACCAUAAAGCUGUUAGAGUAUUUAGGUUCUCUGUCUUGGGAUUCCUAAUGGGAAAUAAACUUACAUGACAGCUUAUCCUAAAUUAAAGAGUAGGAGACAUCUCAACCACUCCCAACAGCCUGAGUCCUUUCCAGAAUCUGGUCCUUCUACUCCUUUAUUCAAAUGCUUAUUUCCAUGCCCAAGAGCUAGAAAACCAUUCUAUACCUUUACCAAAAAGUUGAACCUCAAAUAUAAUUUACAUACCAUAAAAUUCAUCCUUAUGAAGUAUACAGUUCAGUAAUUGAGUAUAUUCAGAGCUACACACCCAUCACCACUCAUCCCAGAACACUUUCGUUACCCUAAAAAGAAAUGCCAUACCAAUUAGCAGUCACUUCCCAUUUCCCUUCUCCUAGUUCCUAGCAGUCACUAAUCUACUUUCUGUCUCUUAAUUUGCCCAUUCGGGAUAUCUCAUGUAAAUGGAAUUAUACAGUAUGUGGCCUUCUGUGUCUAGCUUCUUUCACUUAGCAUGGUAUUUUCAAGGUUCAUCCAUGUUGUAUAUAUCAGUACUUCAUUUUUUAUGUGCGUGGACUUACAUUUUUAUUUCUCUUGAAUAUAUACCUAGGAGUAGAAUUGCUAAGUGAUACGGUAACUCUGUAUUUCAUUUAUUGAGAAACUGCCAAACUAACUUCCCACAGAGGCUGCACAGUUUUACAGUCCCACCAGCAGUGUGUGAGGGUUCUAAUGUCACUACCUCCUUGUGAACACUUGAUUGUCCUUUUUUAUGUUAGUCAUCCUAGUGGGUAUGAAUGAUACCUCAUUAUGAUCUACCAGGCCUUUAUAAACUGUACUGUGUGAGAUCUUACAUCAGAAAACAGCGCAUCUGUUCCUCCAAGGCAGGAAUACCUCAAGGGUUCUUUUCAUCUCUAUCCCUCUGCUAAUUUCAUUAGCCUAUAAACCUAGUUUCCAGUUACACAGCUAGUUAACAUACCUUAGGUAAGAUUUUAUGAUCGACUUAAUCUCUAGUCACUGUCUUUGUAACAAACUUUCAAAACAUUUUUAAACAUCUAUAGAGUAAUACAGUCUUCUUAGCUCCCUUCCUUUAUUUAUACAGGUAACUUAACUUAGUACAUAAAAGGCCUCUAUUGUAUUCAUGUAUUCAGUUUAAGAGCAAAUUUUACUGUAAAGGGGUAUGUACAAUUUGGAUAAAACUGAGUUAAAAUCCCAGCCAGCCCACGGCAGGUGUGGACAGAGGUACUCUCAAAUAUUUUAAUGGGAAUACAAACUGGUAGAAACUUGGAGAGAAGGGCAGGUAGCUAUGUAAUAACAUGUAUUUGAAGCCUUAAAAAUGCUCAUGAACUUUGACCCAGCAAUUCUGCUCAGUAGACAUUGUCCAGUGGGCCAGGGGGAAGAAUGUCCAACAAAAGGAGAUUAGUUAAAUAAAUAUGUCUAUAGAUUGCAAUUUUGUACAACCACUGAAAAUUGAGUAGACCUGCCUUUAUUGCCAUAGGAUAACAUUCGUGAUCUAUUUUUAAGUGAACAAAACAGACUACAAGAUAAGGCAUAUACUCUGUGAUCCUAUUUUUGUUAAACAAAAAAUGUUUAUACAUGUGUACUGGCAGACAAAAGGUCUGGAAGUCUAACAUGUCAAAAAUGGUGAUUUUUUUUAAAGCAUUUCUGAUUUUUACCGAGAAAAUAAAACUACAUUUUAAAGAAA